ACGAAGCAAAAAAAUUAACAUGGCUCAAGAAUCGAAGCCUCUCGUCGUUGCUCUCCUCCUCUGCCUCAUGAUCGCCAAAGGCAACUGCCUCUGCAUGGGCUGCAUGAACGACCACGUCGUCGUCAGCCAGCUCGCCGACGACCGGAGCAAGGUCGGCGGCGGCGGCGGCGGCGGCGGCGCGGGCACGCUGUUCAAGGUGACGGUGGCCAACCAGUGCUGCUGCGACGUGGGGCACGUCGUCGCGGCGGCGCCGGGGUUCCGGAGCGCCAUCCCCGUCGACCCCAAGCUGUUCCGGCGGAACCCCGGCGGCGAUCGGGAGAGCUACCUCGUCGGCGACGGCGGGGCGAUCCGUGCCAACGGGAGCGUCACCUUCUACUACGCGUGGAGCUCCAUGUUCAGGAUCAGCGUCGUCGGCAUGACUGUGGCGAACUGCCUGUAGGAUUACGCAGGGAAAAUUAAUUGCUUCAAAUGGGAUGAGUCAUAGUCCGUGUUCAAAAAUUCCGGAAUGAAAUUUCUGAAAUUUUUAACCC
Messenger RNA from Oryza sativa Japonica Group (Japanese rice), 530 nucleotides. RefSeq lists its product as uncharacterized. Gene Ontology annotation, biological process: cell fate determination. Lineage: Eukaryota; Viridiplantae; Streptophyta; Magnoliopsida; Poales; Poaceae. The record is from RefSeq and is a predicted model, not a curated record.